AGAAAGUCUUUCAAAACUUUUCAUGUAUCAAUUGAUUUGCUUUUUCCGAUAAAUGAUUAACACAUUUGAAUUGAAUCCAUUUGCAAAUUAUUCAACAAAUUAUUUAAUAGUGGCAUUACUCAGCAUUUCACCAAUAAAAGUAACAUAAACUAAUGCUCGUAAUUAAAAGGUGCAAAAUAAAUAAAUAAAAAUACAAAGAUGAGAGCUUGAGGUUUCAGAAAUUAAGAACCAUCCAUCACAUGCAAGCAAGAGGGUUGGUUGUUUUGGACUGUGGAGAGCAAAAUCAGCAACGUCCAUAACUUGAGUAUUGUAACGGCGAGAUAACCAAUACAGAUCUGUGUGUAUAUAUUAUUUAGGUUACGCCAUUCAUAAACUAGGUUUUGAUUGAUAUAUAUAUAUAUAUAUAUAUAUAUAUAUAUAUAUAUAUAAUUGCGAUAAGCCAUUGAUAAACUAGGUGUUGGGUUGAUAUUGUUUCGAUCGCCUUUUGCAUCGAAAACUACGGAAAUGUUAGGAUUACGAUUCCUAAGAUGUCCUUUAUCUUCGUCUCUGCCCUCAAACCUCCCCUCUACAAAACCCACAAUAACUCAUCCACUGAUCUCUGUCUCUGUCUGUGUCUCGAGAACGUCAAAUUCGAAGCUCAGGUCGCAAUCGCAAAUGGGGUUUUGUACGACGACGUCGCCGAAGCUCUUAUUUCGCCAGCUCUUCGAGAAGGACUCCUCUACCUUUACUUACCUUCUCGCCGAUACCUCUCAUCCUGAAAAACCCGCUCUGCUGGUUGACCCAGUGGACAAGACAGUGGAUAGGGAUCUUUCUCUUGUUAAAGAUCUGGGGUUGAAGCUUAUAUAUGCUAUAAAUACUCAUGUACAUGCUGAUCAUGUUACUGGAACCGGCCUUAUGAAGAGCAAGUUUCCUGGUGUUAAAUCUAUCAUUUCCAAAGCAAGCAAUGCAAAAGCUGAUCUCUUUGUUGAACCUGGUGAUGAAAUCUAUUUUGGUGAUCUCUUUUUGGAGGUUCGUGCUACACCAGGUCAUACCUUAGGUUGUGUUACCUAUGUUACAGGAGAUGGACCUGAACAGCCUCAACCAAGGAUGGCUUUCACGGGUGAUGCCCUAUUAAUACGUGGAUGUGGGAGGACAGAUUUUCAGGGUGGAAGUUCACAACAGCUGUAUAAAUCAGUGCAUUCACAGAUCUUUACACUACCAAAGGACACUUUAGUGUAUCCUGCUCACGACUACAAAGGUUUCACUGUUAGUACUGUGGGAGAGGAAAUGCUCUAUAACCCUCGUUUGACAAAAGAUGAGGAAACAUUCAAGAACAUCAUGGAAAAUUUAAACCUAUCAUAUCCAAAGAUGAUAGACAUAGCGGUUCCCGCAAAUAUGGUCUGUGGGUUGCAAGAUUUAAAUGCCAAAGCCUGUGUGCUCUGAGUAUAGGUCCGUACAUAGCUGGUUAUGGUAGUUGAUGUCAAUGUUAAUCGAGACCAGAUCUCUAUGCAUAAUAAAUUGAUGAAUGUGGCCUUUAGGUGUCAAAACUUUUAAUAAAUGGCCGGGGUUGUUGGGAUGAUCCACUGUUUCUAUGUGCUCUUGUUUUGCUACUCUUUUAUGUUGGCAUGCAGAAUGCAGAAUUCAAAUGGACUCAACAUGGUAACAAAAUUAUUCAUAAGAGAUGAAUAUUAAAGUGGUAUUAAUAUCAGGUCAUUAUGGGAAAGCAUUUGCAUUUGCCUCAACAAUGUAGGUUCUAAAUUAGAAGAUGAUAGCAGCACUCCAUAACGCUUCUUCAUUGUCUCGACUCUUCUGCCCCCAACAAGGUAAUGUGAUGGAUUUCAUGUUGAAUUUUAGAGAGUACUUAGGAAGAUUAUGGAUUCGUAUGUUAUGGGAAUUGAACUAGUUGUUUGUCUUGCCAAUGUUAGACAUGUAUUAUACUCGAACUACCUAGUUUCGAGUGUGUUGCGUUUUAUUAUGAAGUAGAAUGAUUGUAAUUUGUAGCCUUAUAAUGUGGGAGACUGCUAUAAUAUACACACUGUAUGGGUAACAUGGAAAAUGUACUGUUGACAUUAUUGUCUCCUGAAUUAAUAAAAUCGUAUAGCAUUGCUUUCCUUAA
Cornus florida is the source of this 2095-nucleotide messenger RNA. RefSeq names its product persulfide dioxygenase ETHE1 homolog, mitochondrial. The record is from RefSeq and is a predicted model, not a curated record. Gene Ontology annotation, molecular function: sulfur dioxygenase activity. The transcript has 9 exons. Gene Ontology annotation, biological process: glutathione metabolic process; hydrogen sulfide metabolic process. Lineage: Eukaryota; Viridiplantae; Streptophyta; Magnoliopsida; Cornales; Cornaceae. Bases 505 to 1422 code for a protein of 305 amino acids.